CGCAUCGCGCCGCGCUGCGCUCUCGCCGCGCCGCCGCGCCGGCCAGCCAGUAACCGCGGGGCGCCCAUUCGCACUACACAUGGCGAUACCACUGAAACGAUUGUGGUGUGAGAAGAAAACUCUUCAGCUGAUAGAGGAAAUCAAGAGCCGACCUUGCAUAUGGAAUACAGAACAUGAAGACUACAACGAGAAAUAUAGCUUGGCUACAGCCUGGGAAGAGAUAGCGACUGCUAUGGACAUGUCAGAACUGGACCUGAAGACCAAAUGGAAGACCCUGCGGGACGCUUACAGAAAAAAACUAAAAAAAAACGACAGCGAGUACACAAGCAAGUGGCAGUACUUCGACAAGCUCAGCUUCGUAACGUUUAAGAAUACAGAGAACGAAGCGACACAGAAGUCGGACGAGGACAUAGAAAACCAACAGGAGUGUGAAGUAAAACUCGAACAUUUGGGACAAAGCGAGAUAUAUUGGGGCGAAGAAGAUCCCAUUCCCGACAAAAGAAUCAAACAAGAAGAGGACGACUUCGACGUGAUGUUCCUGAAGUCGCUGACGCCGUACCUGAGGGAGCUGGGGCCCAUGAGGCGACUCGUGGUGCGGAGUAAGAUGCAAGACAUGUUGCUCAACGAGCUAGCGGCGCAGAACGCGGGUCGACGCAAUUCCAACAGUUAAUGCCGCGUUGUAAUUUUAAUUUAAAUGUAGUUCCAAUUAAGUUAUAAGCUUACGCUUAAGUUAUAGAAUGCUAGUUAGACUCUUGUUUGAGACAAACACUGAGAAUUUAGGACGAAGUUUUUAAUCUAGACAAAAAAAACAUGCUAAACAUGUAUCGAUGGCACUGAUUAAAUAAGGAUGACGCAACCCACGAACGCGGCUAAGUUGCUUGAGUAUUUAACAUUUUGUACUGUUCGCAUUUUUUCAAAAUAUAUUUUUUAUGUGCUUGUAAAUUCUCUACGAAAAAAAUACGCGAAAGCCUAGCUUGGAAUGAAACGGUUUGCCAAGAGUUGUAGAGCCUGAGACGUCGGUCCGCAGAUUCUAAACUCAAGGCACACGCAACUCACCUCUGACUUUUGAACUUAUGUGUAUUGAAUAUCAAAUACAAUAGCUCGUGAAUUGGUGAAGAAAAAAAAUGCUAGAAGACUUAAAUACCUAACACUAUUCCAUAAGAAAUUUAAAACUAUGUUAAUUCUGUUAACACGCAGUAGUUUUGCGUGGUGAACUAAAGUUUAAACUACUCUUAAGCAAUAGUUGAAGCCCAGCAUUGGGAAACAUAAAGUUGUUAUUAAUAUGUUACUCUAUUAUAUUUAAAGUUAUAAUAAUCUAAUUGGCUGUGUUGAGAUAUUGUGCCUAUAAGGCGCUGCGUUGAUUAUAUUUUUUUUAUGCUGUAUCCGACUCUCGGAUAAAUGUAACAAUUAUAUUGCAAUAAUAUUGCUUAUAAGUGUCAUGCAUGACUUUGAUUUUUAUGAUUACA
Molecule: messenger RNA, 1466 nt
Organism: Manduca sexta (tobacco hornworm)
Lineage: Eukaryota; Metazoa; Arthropoda; Insecta; Lepidoptera; Sphingidae
Exons: 2
Coding region: 80-670 (196 amino acids)
Biological process (GO): regulation of transcription by RNA polymerase II
Cellular component (GO): nucleus; transcription regulator complex
Molecular function (GO): DNA binding
Source: RefSeq, a predicted model, not a curated record